Molecule: messenger RNA, 2406 nt
Organism: Symbiodinium pilosum
Lineage: Eukaryota; Dinophyceae; Suessiales; Symbiodiniaceae
Source: the annotation of a GenBank genome assembly
AUGUCGUCCGCGGGCAAUGACGUCACCAACGCGCCGCAGGCGGAUUGGGACCCACAGGCUGCGCUGGCUCCGCACUUGACAACAACUGCGGACGAAGUCGACUUCGAGGUUGUUGUACCAACGUACAGACGAUGGCGCCCAACACCAGAAGUGGCGCCGAAAAAGCGAUUCAAAGACAUGAAGAGCGCCUUCAUCCUGGAUCACACCCUCAACUUCUUGACGAGGGAAGAAGUUCCCAAGAGCCGUGUAACUCUUUUCGUGGCGAACGAUGCUGAAGCCCAGAGCUACCGUGAGGCUUUGCAGGGAUCAGAAUGGGCAGAUGUACGGAUAGUCGUUUCGGUCCCUGGUAUUCGUGACAGCCGCAAUUUCAUAUACAAAUAUUUUCCUGCAAACACCUAUGUGGUGAGCUUGGAUGAUGACAUGGAAGGGAUACAGUGGAAAGUACGGGAAGGCACCACGGAUUCGACCUGCGUGGAUCUGCCGGCAGGCAACUUUGUGAAGAUUAUCUAUGAUGCGUACAAGCGCAUGAAGGAAGCUGGUGCACAUCUGUGGGGUCUCAGCACCUCACAGAACCCUCGAUCUCUGAGUUUAACAGUGUGCUCCUUGCGCAAUGGUUUGAUCAACGGGUAUUUGCAUGGCUUCAUUUGUCGUCCUGAUGCAGCUUCGGACCUGCUUCGGCGGUUGAGUGACUCCGUGGAGGACGCCGAAUUUUCGGUGCGGCACUUUGCGAAGGAUGGAGCCGUGCUGCGCUACCGCAUGUACGCAGGUCGGACAUCUCCUUUCUGCAAUCAGGGGGGCUUGCAGAGCAAGUUCCAAGAACGGGGCGACGAGGAUGAGCGAUCGGCUGCUGGAAAAGCAACCACACAGGUGAAGUUUAUCUCCAGGGAGAAGAUUCUCUCCAGGGAGAAGAGGGUUCUUCGCCGCGUGCGGCGACUUGGUGGGCUUGGCCGGUUCAUGGUACCAAUUCUGAAGGCCAAGAAGAAGCAGAACCGGAUCAGCAUGCUAACAAGGGCCAAGGCCUUCAUCACGAAGGGGCGGGAGAAGGCAAGAAGAGCAACUCAGGAAGGUGAAGCAGCAGAGCUUGCAGCGAAGUUGAAGAGGAGGAAAAGAACGGCGAUGCGAGCUGAGAAAGCGCUGGCAUGUGACCGCAAGAUCAUCUUCACCAGCGCGCUGGAUCUCCUGGACAAGGACCAGCUGCGCUUCAUGCCCAACACCAAAACUCCUGGCUCAGCAUCGCACCGCCGCUACGCAAAGUAUUCGAAGGCGGGCACUGUGAAGCAGGCAAUUGAUUUGGGAUGGAGGACUGAAGAUCGACGAUUCGAUUUCGCUCAUGGAUUCGCGAAGGUUGUCAACUUAGACACGGAGCCAGCCAGCGGUGAGUGUCUUGUUGAGGAUGAGAAGUUCGAGGUGCCAGCAGUGCCAAAGGGCAGGGCUGUCCCCAUUCGGCUGGCCGAGGUGGUGGACAAAAAUCCCGGUGUACAACUCAGCCGCGUAUGCCUCUGGCCACUGUUGAGCCGCUGCCCUGCAUUCAGCGCGACGGCCAAGGGUAGCUGGUCCAAGCUGGCCGCGAAGGAUGGGCUGCUUGCUGAGGUGACCCUUCCCAUCUUCAGAAUUCUGCUGCAUUGGGGCAACACAAGCCGCCUGGCUUUUGCCCGGGUCCAGGGCGCUGCCCUCAAGGCGGCCUUGCGUCGACUGGGUGCUGAAGCUACAGCCGUGCGUAUUGAGCAACAACUCCAAAAAUCGGCCCUCAAGUUCAGCGCGUCAUCAGAGGGCGGUGUGGCAGUGAGUGCGGCAGAUCGACUUGAAUGCGCCGCCACAAGUGCCGAAGGUCCUCCAGCAUGUGGGAAGGCGGCAACAAAGGCAAAAGCACAAAAGAAGCGACAAAGAGGGAGGGCCAAGAUUGAGGAGCCGCCUGCCAAGGUUCAUGUAGCAAGUCUGCUCCAGGCGGCGUCUUCAAAAGAAGGCAUUACUCUCGCCCAGUCCAGAGAGUCGCAGGAGUCGGAGGUUGCCAAAGUGCAGGAAGAGUUAAGAUCCCAAGGUGAGUCGCAGGAGACAAGAGAAGACACUGCACUCAAGCUGGUUCCGAAGCGGGAUGCGCUGGUGAGUGGUUCUGCCACGCCUAGCACGGCAGCACCAGAGUCCCCGACCGACACCUUGGCUUCAACGUCAACAGAAACUGAGGAGAAGCGUCCGAAGCGUCCGCCCGCAGAAGCGCCGAGCUCAGGCUCGUCCAGCUCGUCCAGUACCAACUCGAGCUUGCCUGCAACUGUGUCGAGCUGUGACUCGCGUGAAUCUGGGAAGCCUUGGACCCCGUGUUCAGUGAAGGAUGGAGUGGUAGCAGUGGUCCUGGGCGGAUCGAUACACCGCCAAAGGAAUUUGAAGUCUCUCUUUGGCUGCAAAAGUUGA